Messenger RNA from Helianthus annuus (common sunflower), 2626 nucleotides. RefSeq names its product putative B3 domain-containing protein REM15. NCBI's taxonomy places the organism in Eukaryota, Viridiplantae, Streptophyta, Magnoliopsida, Asterales, Asteraceae. The record is from RefSeq and is a predicted model, not a curated record. Bases 887 to 2455 code for a protein of 522 amino acids. The transcript has 5 exons. Gene Ontology annotation, molecular function: DNA binding.
CUUCCCCAAUCUUCGCCACCUCCACCUUUCACCACCACCAUCACCUCACCCUGCCGGAAAAAACGCCACCACCUCACCCUUCCACCAUCAUCUUCAACUUCAUCCACCACUACCAUCACCCUCCACUUCGUCCCCCAAAACACGAUUUCUCUCCCAAACACUAACCUUCAUCCCCUCAACUCAAUUCCCACACAAUCCGUUACUAUUGCGUCAACAUUCACGGAGAACAACUGUUAUAAGUAACCGAUUUAAUUUAUUCCGUGUUGCUAGCUAGUUUGUUUUGGUUUUUAAUAAAAAUUGCAGCCUUCCAAAAAAAAGUCUUUUUUAUGAAACUUUAUUUUUCAUGAAAAAUAAGAAAUCAUGUUUGCUUUUUAUUAACCUCAUAAACAAAUGUCAAAUCUCUAGAUCAAGUGUUUGAAGGUUUGUAUUUCUUUUGUGAGAUUCAGGGUUAACUCUCGUUUGGUGCAGAGUAAGAUAUUGGUGGGCAAUGAUAAGAGACCCAGAGAAACUUGAGUUCGAUCUUUGAGCCAAACCGGUUUUACCGAUAAUUUCACCGUCAUGCCUACAGGCAGAUGAAUUAUCGGGUUUUCCCCGAAAUUGAUGAUGGACUCAGGUUACUCUAUUGUAGUGCGUUUGAUAUAGCGGGUAUCACAUAGUGCUCGAGAUUAAUUAUGUUGGUGGUUCAAGAAAAAAAAUCGAAAGAAAUAAAAAUGAUCAUAACUCUUCACAUCCCAAUGUAUAAAUAUCCAUUAAUUACGAUAUGACUGUCUAUUGCAGCAAGAAAUCGUCAUCAAUUACGUGUAAGUAAUCAUUAGUCCGCCGAUUCAUUUACAUGUGGUGGUAAGUAAGAGGUGGUGGUGGUAACUAGAUCAUUCACAGUUUGAAAAUGAAUUUCAGAAAUGGAGAUCAAGCUUCUUCCUUCUACAGAAUCUUGCCCAACAACGACUCAGAAUACCUACCAUUACCGUCUGCUUUUGCCAAAAAGUAUUUGGAAAACGGUGACAACAAGAAGCAAAUCAUUGUUCUGAAAACACAAUCUGGUGUCGAAUGGAGAGUCAAAUAUACAAGGAUUGAAGACAGGUAUUACUUCACGGGUGGAUGGCUCAAGUUCAUGAACAAAAAUCAUCUUCAACUUGGUGACCUUCUCGUCUUUUGGCUUCGGUCUUUUGAUCCAAAACCCAUGUUUGAAGUCAUUAUCUAUUCACCAAAUGGAUGUCUUAAAAACACAACUAGUUCAGACGAUACAGGUUUAGAUCGUAAGAAGAAACCCUCUGUUGAAGAAGCAACAAGUGAUAGUGUUUCGUUGAAAAAUGUGGAUGAGCCGUUGACAUUGCUGAGGGUUGUCAGGAAAACUUACAUAUAUAGAAUGCCGCUGACGAGGGAUUUCGUGAAAGCUGCUGGAAUCGAUGACUAUGGUGUUUUGCGGCUGGAGAACAUCGAUGGAAAGAUGUGGGAUGCUACUUUAGGUAAGAUUGGACCGCACCAGGCCCCAGUCAUUGGAGCAGGAUGGUUUGAUUUCACGAAAGAUAACAAUGUGAAUGUAGGAAGCAGGUGUGUUAUUACUCAUGUUCAAGACAACCUCCUUCGUGUUCAUGUGAGCAAGAAGAGAGGAAGACCCAAAAGAUGUGCCAAACACAGUUCAGAUGAUACAGCUUCUGGUAAUGAGAAGAACCCCUCUGUUGAAGAAGCAACAAGUGAUAGUGUUUCGUUGAAAAAUGUGGAGGAGCCGUUGACCUUGCCGAGGGUUGUCAGGAAAAACUACAUAUAUAGAAUGCCGCUGACGAGGGAUUUCGUGAAAGCUGCUGGAAUCGAUGAAUACGGUGUCAUGCGGCUGGAGAACAACGACGGAAAGACUUGGGAUGCGAAUUUCGAGAAGUCUGGGCCGCGCGAGAUCCCGGUCAUUGGAAGGGGAUGGCCAGAUUUUAGGAAACAUAACAAUCUGAAGGUAGGAAAUAGGUUUGUUAUUACUCAUGUUCAAGACAACCUCUUUCGUGUUCACGUGAGCAAGAAGAGAGGAAGGCCGAAAAGAUGUGCCAAACAAAGUUCAGAUGAUACAGGUUCAGGUAAUGAGAAGAAACCCUGUGUUGAAGAAGCAACCAGUGACAGUGUUUCGGUGGAAAAUGUAGAGGGGUCGUUGACAUUUCAGAUUGAUGUCAAGGAAAGCUACAUGCAUCAAAUGCCAUUGAAUGAGGCUUUCGCAAAAGCUACCCGGAUCAAUGACUAUGACCGUCUGCGGCUAGAGAACAACAAGGGAAAUACUUGGGAUGUGAGUUUGUGGAAUGGCGAGCCGAACCGGGUCCCACGCAUUGGAAGAGAAUGGUCCGAUUUCGUGAAAGAUAAUAAGGUGAAUGUAGGAAACAGUUGUGUUUUUACUCAUGUUCAAGACAACCUCCUUCGUGUUGAUGUGAUCAAGAAGAGAGGAAGACCCAAGCGGUUCAAGUCAAAGGUUGGUUGAUUGUUGGUCAAAGGGGUCCACCUGUAGUCUUCUUGCACUUUGCUGAACUCAUAGCUAAACCGUUUUGAAGUUAUUAGAUACGACACUUUAGGGUUGGACCCGGAAGAUCUUGUUGAACCAUCUCUAAAACUUCUUAUUAUAUAUUAUGAAAUAUUAUGCUUAGUUAUGUUA